Molecule: messenger RNA, 4827 nt
Organism: Manis pentadactyla (Chinese pangolin)
Lineage: Eukaryota; Metazoa; Chordata; Mammalia; Pholidota; Manidae
Gene: CHRNA9
Product: cholinergic receptor nicotinic alpha 9 subunit
Exons: 5
Coding region: 146-1585 (479 amino acids)
Biological process (GO): monoatomic ion transmembrane transport; nervous system process; regulation of membrane potential
Cellular component (GO): postsynaptic membrane; synapse; neuron projection
Molecular function (GO): acetylcholine-gated monoatomic cation-selective channel activity; transmembrane signaling receptor activity
Source: RefSeq, a predicted model, not a curated record
CUCAGUGCACACAAGCUUGAGCUCUCCACCUGCCACACUGAGACUGCAGCAGACUGGAACCUUUGCCCCCAGACCCUCCCCAUUCACAGAGGGAAGUGGGAGACUGUGCUGCCUGGCUGGGACUUUAUAAAGGCUCGGAGAAAAGAUGAACUGGCUCCAUUCCUGUAUCUCCUUUUGCUGGAUUUAUUUUGCUGCCUCCAGACUGAGAGCUGUAGAUACAGCAGAUGGAAAAUAUGCUCAGAAGUUGUUUAGUGACCUUUUUGAAGAUUAUUCCAAUGCUCUUCGGCCAGUAGAAGAUACAGAUAAAGUCCUCAAUGUUACGCUGCAGAUCACACUUUCUCAGAUUAAGGAUAUGGAUGAAAGAAACCAAAUCCUGACUGCCUAUUUGUGGAUCCGCCAAAUCUGGCAUGAUGCGUAUCUCACAUGGGAUCGGGACCAGUAUGAUGGACUAGACUCCAUCAGGAUCCCCAGCGACCUGGUGUGGAGGCCAGAUAUUGUCUUGUAUAACAAGGCUGAUGAUGAGUCUUCUGAGCCUGUGAACACCAACGUGGUCCUGCGGUAUGACGGGCUGAUCACCUGGGAUGCACCGGUCAUCACCAAAAGCUCCUGUGUGGUGGAUGUCACCUACUUCCCCUUUGAUAACCAGCAAUGCAACCUGACCUUUGGUUCCUGGACCUACAAUGGCAAUCAGGUGGACAUAUUCAAUGCCCUGGACAGUGGAGACCUCUCUGAUUUCAUCGAAGAUGUGGAGUGGGAGGUCCAUGGCAUGCCUGCUGUGAAGAAUGUGAUCUCCUAUGGCUGCUGCUCUGAGCCUUACCCAGAUGUGACGUUCACUCUCCUUCUGAAGAGGAGGUCCUCAUUCUAUAUUGUCAAUCUCCUCAUGCCGUGUGUCCUCAUCUCUUUUCUGGCUCCCUUGAGUUUUUAUCUCCCAGCAGCCUCUGGGGAAAAGGUCUCCCUAGGAGUCACCGUCCUGCUGGCCAUGACCGUGUUCCAGCUCAUGGUGGCAGAGAUCAUGCCGGCCUCCGAAGACGUCCCUCUCAUAGGCAAAUACUACAUAGCCACGAUGGCCUUGAUCACAGCCUCCACUGCCCUGACCAUCAUGGUGAUGAAUAUCCACUUCUGUGGAGCCGAGGCCCGGCCAGUGCCACACUGGGCUAGGGUGGUCAUCCUGAAAUACAUGUCCAGGAUCUUAUUUGUCUACGAUGUGGGUGAGAGCUGCCUUAGCCCCCACCAAGACAGGGAGCAGGAUCAUCUCAUGACGGUUUAUGGCAAAAUUCCAGAGCCUAAUCUGAAAAUAGCCAGGAACAAAGACCUUCCCAGAAAGAAGGAAAUGAACAAACUCUUAAAGAAUGACUUGGGGUGCCAGGGUGAGAACAUGCAGGAUGCUGGCAGCCACUGUGCACGGUACACAGUGCUGACAAGGAAUAUUGAAUAUAUUGCCCAGUGCCUCAAGGACCACAAGGCCACCAAUUCCAAGGGGAGCGAAUGGAAGAAGGUUGCAAAAGUCAUAGACCGAUUUUUCAUGUGGAUUUUUUUUAUUAUGGUGUUUGUGAUGACUAUUUUGAUCAUAGCCAGAGCAGAUUAAAAGUAGUGAGCAUUUUGUAUAUGGAGAUAAAUCAAUAAUCUAACCUAAUCUACUCUAAUGUUCUUCCAAGAUAUAUGUGUGUGUGUGUGUGUGUGUGUGUGUGUGUGUAUAAUUUAGGGAUUAUCUUGUCUUUACUUUUUAUUUUUUAAUAAAUAUUAUAGACAUUCAGAUUAAAUUAACGAGGAGGUCCAAAAUUUCAAGAGUAAGAAGAUGGAAGAAAGAGAGGGACCCCUUCUACAGCCUGCUGGAGUGGUAGUAAUAAUCACACAAUUAUUCUUCCCUUUAGCAAUGCAGGUAACAAAGUACACUAUAUUACUGCUCAAAACUUAAAAGAAAACAAAACAAGCUCAUUUUCCCCUUAGCCCCUAUUAAAACAUGCUUUCAAAAAAAGGAAAAUAGUCACAUAUUCCUUAAUGUGAUUUAAAUCUCAAUGUUACCUUUCUGAGGCAUAGUGCAUUUCAAGCCAUAUCUCAAAUGAUGGAAUAAAAAGUUUUAUUGCAUAUAAAGGAAGUCUAAGGAUCAGCAGCUGAGUUGGAGGGGGAGAGCCCCCAUUGUUCACCUGUUGCUUACAGUUCAGGGGCUGCUUACAGGCAGUCAAGAAAACAGGCAACUACAAUAUAGUAUUAAAGAGUACUACCAUAGAAGCAUGAACAGCAUACCAUGGGAAAAAUGAUGAUGAAUCUGAGGGAAAUCUUGAGAAAGACUUUUUGGGGGUAUAACUAAGUUAUACCUGAGCGUCCUUGAGGAGGUUUGAACAAAGUUGAGCUGGGCCUACUUGAGGGUUUCAAAACAGAGAGAUAAGUGGAGUAGGGAUUAGAAGUCACUAGGAAAAAGAAAAGAGCAGAGUGGAGACGAGUGAAAUCCUUGGACUAUUCAUGGAAUUGACUACGAGGAAUUAAGGAAAUUUAACCUGGAAUCAGACAGUUUUUCUUCUUUAUUUUAAUUAUUGAAGUACUUUUAUCAGCUGCGAUUGCAUCUGGUUGCAAACAACAGAAAACUCAAUAGACUAUGACUUAAGCAGAUAGAGGUUAUUCAUCUUCACACACACAAAAGAAAACAGAGUUAGAAAGUCCAGGGAUCUUUCCAUCUUUCCUCUAUGUGUUUUAAAGCACUAACUUUGUCGUAACUUGUUACAACAGCAGGAGAAACCUAAUACUGUACCCAAUGAACAACUCUGUGUAUGUAAGUUUUUCCAUAUUUUAGAUUAUUUGUUUGAGAGAUUUUUCUAUAACCAGAUUGAAAUGUUCCUAUGAGCCAUGCAAAAAAAUUUGAACUUUAUCCUAAAAACACUGGAGCGCCAUAAAAGGAUUUUAAGCAAGGGAGUGAUAGUAUCAGAUUUGUGUUUCAGCAGUAAGAUUGUGGUGGCAAUUAGAAGAUUGUAGAGAAAGGAGAAGAGGCAGAGAGCUCUGUUGGAAUGUUUUUCUAACAACCAACUUCAGGGGAGCGAUAAUGUAGGCUCAACGCAAGAUGGCGGGAAUAAGAAAAGGGAUCCCAAAGUAUUUGUGACCUAGAAUAGCGGGCCUUGGUGACUGAUUAGAUGUGGUGUGAGGGACAGGGUGGCCCUGAGAAUGACUCUGACCUUUCUAUCUCAGACAGCUGAGGUUAAGAGUAAAGGAGGAACAGGUUUUGGGGGAAAUAACUUUCUUUCCUCUCAGAUCACCUCUGUGAAAUAGGUUCUAGCUGUUAAACUUCAUGAGGUUGUCAACAUACCCAAGCAUCUCUAACCUUUAAAAAAAAAAAAAACUCUUAAAAAAUAAAAAGAAUAAGCCCCAUGACAAAAACUCCCUUGUCUUUGUAUAUUUCUUCUGACAAAAAAAUUCUGCUUAGGACAUCUCGAGUUGAAAAUGCUUAUAAAGACAUCCCAGUGGAGAUGCCUGGUAAGCAGUGGAACAUGUGCUUAGAACUUUGGAGAAAAGUGAAAGCUUCAAAAGAAAAGAUUUUACAAUCAGGUUAAUUGUUAAAGUAUUUUUUAAGUGAUUUCAGUGGGUAAGACACGGCAUUACAAACCAUGAGAGUCUCAAAUGAAUAGGAACACAUUCUUUGCCACAAUUCCGGAAAGUUAUAAUCAUCAUUUGCCACUAAAGCAUUUACCUUGUUACAGUGUCCUCUCUGCAUUAAUAUGUAGGCUUCCCCAAGUAUACUGAGAUCAUCUCUGGGCCUUACCGCACAAAAGCUCUAUCAUUAUUUGCUUUCUCCUUUGUAGUAAGGCUAUUCUCUUUUUAUUCUUUGUGCACAGUAAAGGGCCUAGUACAGGUCAUUAGCCACUAAAUGGUUGUUGAGUGGAUGAGCAAGUGAAAGGAAGAGGGUCUGUGUGUUAGAGGGUCCAACGAAGUGUUGCACAAGUUCAGACUACGAAAGGGCCUCAUCCUAUGCAACACAGCAAAAUAAAUGCCAGAUGAAUUAAAGAUUUAGAUGCAAAAACAAAAAGCUUGUAAGAAAAUCUAGGAGAUUUUCUGAAUAGAAUUCUCCACUUCAAUAAAUUUUUUAAUGUGGUGACUGCUGUAAAAGGUGGAGUCCAGGGCCCCUCUGAAGGAGAAUAAUGAAGGGGAGUGAUUUGGAUUGGGUGGUCAGCCUGCUUUAAGGUGGCAUCAUCUGUUUAAGAUGAGAUCUUCAGGUGAGAUGGCAUCAUCCUGGAUAAGUGCCAGGCUGCUGGCAGUGAAAAGUUCAGAGCUCAGGCUCAAGGGCAGAAAGGGGCUUAUUAUCACUUGAGAAACAGAAAGGAGGCCCUCGAGGCAGAGCAGUACAAUCAAAUACGUGAGCCACAAGAGACACAGGAGAGGAGGCUGGCAAGCUGAGCAAGGCCAGUUCAUGCACAGCCUUGCAAAGUUUAAGAAAACACUGAUGACUUUGUUCAUUAUCUGAUGGCCUUGGUGCGCUGAGGUGUGCCUGGGUUUGUUGAGGUCCUGACCUUUGUUCUUUCUCCUUCUUUAGCCUCUGUGUCUACUUUUCCAUGAGCUCAUUGCUCAGACCAACUGUUGCCAGCACAGCCAUGGGCAAACCUGGCAAAUGGGCUAUCUUGGUCAAACUGGAAACACAGGUUCUAGAAUGUCUUGAGCAACAGUGGUGAGGCCACUUGUAAUGUCAUCAGCUGCAGAGGCCAGCCAAGAGCUCUCUGCCUAUUUCUUCCUUCCUCUUAGAUCUAUGAAACUGGCUGUGGCUAUUAAAACUCCAUGAGCUUGUCAAUAUAGCCAAGUAUCGCUACCCUUCAAAAAAGAUGAACCUUAAAAAAUAAAAAAACCAUA